Molecule: messenger RNA, 780 nt
Organism: Cladophialophora bantiana CBS 173.52
Lineage: Eukaryota; Fungi; Ascomycota; Eurotiomycetes; Chaetothyriales; Herpotrichiellaceae
Exons: 3
Coding region: 1-780 (259 amino acids)
Source: RefSeq, a predicted model, not a curated record
AUGUCGCGGCAAGACCAAAAUAUAUUGGCUGAUAUUCUGACAGGCAUCAAGGAACUUCAGCUUAAUAUGGUUGCUCUCAAACAGAAAACCUCGAGGAUCCAGGACACCGAAGUCGAUACUACAGCGCGGCAAGCCUCAGCUUCAAUACUUCAGAUGAACGACGCCUUUGCAACCGAACAAUCCGUAACCAAGAUAUCAUCAACCGCACGGCAGACAAUCAUUAAAGAUCUAGUGCAGAUCUUGGAUUACAUGAGCGUGCUGAUACAAAAGGGUAGCUCUCUUCCUGGGAUGCGCUUCAGCGGAUGGGACUCAAAUGACCUUGAAUGUUAUUUUGAGGACAAACUCCAACCGCUCAGCUUCAGUACAUUUCCCACCGGAAUCGUGCCCUCAAAUCAAACAGCUGUAAGCACAAUAUUUGCAACGUUGGAGACAUCGGUUGGACGGCUCGAUUUACUUCUCCAACUGUCACAAUCACAUAAGGUUGGACAUGUCACCUCUGAGAAUGCCUUGGAAUCCAAAUUUCUUGCCAAAGUGUCGCUUUUACCAGGAGCGAAUCUUUCCAGAAGACUCAGAUCAUAUUUCGGUGCGAGCAACUACAUUGUCUCGGUCGAACUGUUUUCAAACCGACCGGGCUAUCCCUCAAAGCAAUCAGGAGGAGCGAUUCACGAGUGUUCCGCGUGGCAAACCGCGGCUCCCCCGAAGAAAUGGCGGGACUCUUUGCAGAUCGAGAAGCCUCAAGCACAGACUGCGAUGAAUACGGCCGGUCCCUACUUGGCUUAA